CUUCAAACACAAUCCAUAUGAAUUCAAUACACAAUGAGCAUGGGAAUUCAAUUGAAUUCAUAGAAAAAAAACUACCGAAAAAUCAGCAGCUGUGAUAUCUUGUCGUUUGUAAUUUGUAUACUCAAUGAGUAUUACUAAUUCAAUAUAAUUAAUAACUUCUUCAGACCUUUAAAUCCAAGGUAGCGUCGGUUCAUUUGUAUACUCCAGCCUGAUAAUUAUUAAAUUAUUGCGUACUUAAGGAGAUAAUCGAAUAUCGAUGGAUAAUGAUGGCGCAAUCUCAGUCGUCCUUCCUCCAUUGCCGGCAGUUGUGCUCCGAAGUAUUUUCAAACUCAUGGACUACCACACCUUAAGGACAUGUCGGUUGGUCUGCAAGGAAUGGAGGAUAGAAGCAAGUGCCUUUUUUAAACUCAAGUCAGUAACAAUUCCAAGGCAUUUCUAUGGACGCGAACCAACGAACUCGUUUCCGGUACAAUGGACAGAUCAUGUCCAAAGGGACAAGGCCUGUAGAUCGUUUUUUACCUACAACCAAGCCAGAACGAGAGAAGAUCAUGUUAUGCCUAUUGCAAAUAUUCAGUUGGAACAAACAUUUCACAACAAUGGAAUGCAAGAAAUGUUGCUGUGGUUGAAAACUAACGGAGAAAAAUUAAAAUCAAUUAAUUAUGUUGUCAAUGGAAUGUCAGUAUUGUCUGAACAUUUCAUGUUUUACAAGAUUCGAGAACUUUGUCCAAACCUUGAAGAGAUCGUUGUGGAAUUGGAGACUGCGGAAUAUGCACCAGAACUCAAAAUGUUUGAGGAAUUAAAAAUAUUGCCAAAUCUCAAGAAAAUUUGUGUCACAGCACUCUAUCUAGAUCGAAAUUACCUUCUUAGAUUGAGCUUAUGGGACGACCCAUUAUUUUCAGCGUUGUUUAGAGUCGCUCCCGCUCUGGAGUGUUUAGAUGUUUCUGCUAAUGAGGGCACGGCAGUGGCAAAAGCGAUCGUCACGUCUUCAUCUUGCCACAAGCUUAAAAACAUUACCUGGAGGAACGUGAUGAAUGAAGCAGAUUUGCAGUUGUUGGUCAACCUGAAAAAGGAAGUCAAAUUAGAAACCCUGUGUUUAGAUUGUGAGUUGCCCCCAUUAACCACAAUCCCGUCCAUGAUUAAUCAAAUACUUCAAAGACAUUCAGAAUCACUAAAGAACGUCAUGUUCUACGGAAGAUUGGUUGAAAUGUGGGACAGUAACAGUAUCAGUGAAGACGAGGAGGAAAAUGACGAUGAGAUGGAAAUAAAUGGACAUUUUCGAGAAAUGUUUAAGAAACUCGGGAUCAAAAACCUCGCUCCCAACAUUCCAAUGAAUGAGAGGGAAUAUCUGCCAUUCUUCUCUUUUCAAGUUCCAAUACUUCCUAAAGUUACAAAUUUAGAAAUAAGUGAUAUAUUUCAUCUGAGAAUACAGGGAAACCUUUCUUCAUUCUUGAAAAAUUUCCCAGCUUUGAAACGACUGAGUUUGAACAACUUAGCGUAUGCAUGGAAUGUUCAUCCUUCAACCCCCGAUCAAGUGUUGCAAAAUUUACUAACGUGGUAUACAAAUGAAGAUCAAGCACACGAGGGGUUGGAGGAGUUUUACUUGGACGGGGAAAUAAUUGAGAACGAUGCAGUGACCAGCAUUGUCAAUACACUUCCCAAGCUAAAGAAACUGAAACUUCAGGUUCAGACGGAUGGUGUGUUUUGUUAUACCCUUGAAGAAUUUGUAAAAAAGCUAAAACUAUCUGAGCUUGAGUUAAAUGUCCGUUCCAUUACGGACAUGGGUUGGUGCAAUAAUAUAAUGACGCUCUGCUUUCCCAAGAUGACGGAUCUCAAAAAAUUACAGUUGGUAUAUUCAAGUACUUCAGGCUCUUUCGGAGAAUUUCCUUUCAGAUUUGUGGAAAACACGAUAAUCCAUGGUUUCUGUAAUGCACCAUCACUUCGCUGGUUAAAACUUACCAAUUUUUCGUUCUGUUCAACAACGAAGGAGAAGUCAAUUGAGCGGUUGAGGGCCCACUGCUUUUCUGUUACGUUGAAACAUUGUGUGUGUUACAGCCCUGUGUUCAAUGAAACGCAUGACCCAUGGCACAAGAUUAGCUCAUCGGACCAAUUAGCAAUCAACUCACCCUCCGAUGUUGAUAAGACUGAUUAUUGAUUAAUAUUUUACAGGUGAGCACUUACUUAUGUAUGUACUUACUUGCUUUUUAAAUGGUUAUUUUUAUACUUGUGAAAUUGUAGAAAUGUGAUAAUAAGAAUACAUAUUGUUAAAACCGUUUAAAAAAUUUAUGUUAUUGUCCAAAAUCAAAAUUCAGUAGAUUUGGUGCUUGAUAUUUAUACAUUGCAAAAAUGUAUUUGCAUGUGUCUUUUUUUAAUGAAUAAAAUAUUUGAAUCCUUUGCAUUUGA
This is a messenger RNA of Folsomia candida, 2400 nucleotides long. RefSeq lists its product as uncharacterized. The record is from RefSeq and is a predicted model, not a curated record. Gene Ontology annotation, molecular function: protein binding. The transcript is spliced from 6 exons. Bases 257 to 2152 code for a protein of 631 amino acids. Lineage: Eukaryota; Metazoa; Arthropoda; Collembola; Entomobryomorpha; Isotomidae.